Molecule: messenger RNA, 2980 nt
Organism: Colletotrichum scovillei
Lineage: Eukaryota; Fungi; Ascomycota; Sordariomycetes; Glomerellales; Glomerellaceae
Product: NTF2 and RRM domain-containing protein
Exons: 4
Coding region: 780-2414 (544 amino acids)
Biological process (GO): ribophagy; protein deubiquitination
Cellular component (GO): cytosol; ribonucleoprotein complex; Ubp3-Bre5 deubiquitination complex
Molecular function (GO): mRNA binding
Source: RefSeq, a predicted model, not a curated record
AAAUAGGAAGAAAAAAGAAGACCAUCCACAUCCACGUCCCACUCUCUCCUCCCACUUCGCAACCCGUUCCGCUCUUCUUCAGAGAAACCCGCCCGCCGCCGCCGCCCCGAACGACCAGAUCUGCUGAACUGAACACACACAAAAAACCCACACACACACCCUGAGCCGGUUUUAUCCCAGUGUCCCUCUGCCUCUGAACUGUGCACAUUCAUUUUUCCACCCUUCCCAUCGACCAUCCCUUCUCUCUUUUGAUCUCCGCACAUCGCUGCUGCUCUCGUCACGCGUCUCCAUCUUCUUCCACCUCAAGCUCCCGCCGCCCCCUCGCAUCGUCGUCGAAACCCUUUUUCCGGCGUAUCCUCCUCUUCCUCCUCCCGUCUUCCACCCCUCCCGUCCUCGGCUCUCCGUCAUCAAACCUCUUUCGAGUCACUUCUGAGCGUUUCCCUCACGGCCCAACACAUCUUUCGAGGUACGCUCUUUGGUCAUCCAUAUCGCUCGCUUUGCAUCUGCUCUUCCUCCCCUCCGAGCUUAAAUCUUCUAAUCCUCUACUCUCCGCUCCCAUUGGCGCAUGUCGUAAUCCUAACAUUCCAUCGUUCAAAGGGUCCUAGCUAUCGAAUAUCCUUCCGCGAAAGAAGAAACCUCCCCGCAAGCAAAAGCGAAAAAGCCCCGCAGAAACCUCGAGCUUUCGCCCUCUCGCGACCUUCCAUCGCCGUCUUCCUCCUCCCUUCUACCUUCCUUUCGGUCCGAUUGCGCCCAGAUAUCCAGAUUUCACAGAAGCAAUCAUGGCAACCAACGGUAACUACACACACCCGGACCAGUUCAAGGGCGCUGUCGAGCCAACAUCAUCAGGUCCCACCUCAACCAACAAUGCCGUCUCGGCUGGAAACAGCAACCUCUCUAAGGAUGAGGUUGGCUGGUACUUUGUCGAGCAAUACUACACAACCCUGAGCAAGAACCCGGAUAAGCUUCACCUCUUCUACGGAAAGCGCUCCCAGUUCGUUUAUGGUAUGGAGGCAGAGGUCGCAAACGUGUCCGUCGGCAGACAAACUAUCCAAGAGAGAAUUAAGAGCCUCGACUUCCAGAACAGCAAAGUCCGCAUCACAAACGUCGACUCCCAGGCCUCUUUCGACAACAUCGUCAUCCAGGUCAUUGGUGAGAGCUCCAUCAAGUCCGCCGAACCCAAGAAGUUUGUUCAGACCUUCGUCCUCGCGCCUCAACCCUCCGGCUACUUCGUUGUCAACGACAUCCUGAGAUAUAUCAACGACGAGGAAGAGGAAGAGGCCGCUCCUGAGGCUGAAGCGGCCCCUGAGGAGCAAGCCGCUCCCGAGGAGGUUGCCGAGGUCUCUGCUCAGGCAGAGGCUGAGGAGCCCAAGGUCGAGCAGACCCCCGAGGAGGCCACUGGCCCCGCUAUCGAUGUUGACGAGGUUGAGAAGAAGCUGGAGGAGGUUAGCGCCGCCCCCCAGGACGUCGCCUCCAACAACGGCGAUGCCGAGCCCGCGGUUCCCGAGCCCGCAAAGGUUGCUGAGACCAAGGUCGAGGAGCCUGCGGCUGACCCCGAGGCCGCUGCGAAGGAGAUUGCUGAGGAGGACGUCACCGAGCCCGAGAAGCCUGCCGACCCCUCUCCCACCCCUGUCGCUCCCACCAAGGCUCCCGCCGCCGCCGCCGAGCCCGAGAAGCCCAAGCCCGCCCCUGCGCCCGUCCCGAUGAAGCCCAUGUCUUGGGCCAGCCGUGCUGCCGCCGCCGUCGGACCUAAGCCUGUCGUGCCCCUUCCCAAGACCGCCACUCCUCCCGCUGGCCAGGCCAAGGCUCCUGCCCCUGCUGCUCCCGCCGCCGCUCCCGUCAAGGAGGCUGCACCCGCUGCCGAUGCCCCCGCUAAGGAGGCUCAGGCCCAGGCCGCCAAGGAGGACUCUCCCUCCGCUGAGUGGCAGUCCGUCGGAGCCGACUCCAAGCGCCAGAACCGCCCCCAGUCCAUCUCCCAGGCACCCACCGAGAACUACGGCACCUUGGGAUACGUUAAGUACGUGACUGACAAGGUCAAGGCCGAGGACCUUAAGGGUGCUCUGGCUGCCCACGGCGAGCUUACCUACUUCGACAUCAACCGCCAGAAGAACUGCGCGUUUGUCGAGUUCGCCACUGUUGCCGGCUACCAGGCCGCUGCCGCUGCCAACCCCCACACCGUCAACGGCGAGAACAUUAUCGUCGAGCCUCGUCGCCCCAAGGCCAACGCCUACGGCGGUAGCAGCUACUCCUCCAACACCCCCCGCGGCAACGCCACCGGCGGUGGCCGUGGCCGUGGUGGUUUCGAAGGAGGAAACCGCUCCGGCAGCCAGGGAGGUGGCCGCGGUAACUUCACCGGUGGUCAGGCCCGUGGCCGCGGCAGCGUCCGUGGCCGUGGUGCUUCCCAGACUGCUGCUUAAAGCAGGACAGUCAUGUGCUAGCAGCGCCGUUCAGGGUCACAUCUACCUAAAUGAGCUUUUGACCGGCGAUGUCGACACGAAGUAUCGAUCCUAUCAUCCACUAUCUUGCGUGUAGUUACCACCCCCUACACCACGAUAUCUAUCACCCACGACCACCACGACGUUCAAACUCGAGUUCACUACUUCCCAAACCAACAAUAUUCUCACGGUCGUCAGACGAUCACUGACGAAGGAGAGAAAAGCUACAGUCACCUUGAUUUCUUUUGCAAGGAGUUCACAGGGCAAGGGCGUGGAUUUACACACCGUUUCCUGUACUUUUACACCCCCCAAAAAUCUUUUCAUUUCUCAUUUCUUGUCUUUUGUUUUCUUCUCGCGCUUGCGUUUUUCCAGCAUUUGCAUCCGCGCUCGUGGCAAGGCAACUCCUUCUCCCCGGGGAUGAUUACCUUCGUCCCAGCGCAAACAACGUUUUGAGCUUGCUCUUUCUCACUUCUUCACUACCACAACCAAAAAUUUGAUGGCGGUCAAGGAUGGAGUUCCCUGUACAUUUGGGCGAAGUUGGAACGGAA